This is a messenger RNA of Paramuricea clavata, 321 nucleotides long. Lineage: Eukaryota; Metazoa; Cnidaria; Anthozoa; Malacalcyonacea; Plexauridae. The record is from the annotation of a GenBank genome assembly.
AUGAAGUCAUUUCCAAGAAAAAACCCAGAUGAAGUCCAUCAUAAAAAUGGAAUUAACAUCAAUCAACUGAUAAAUCUAACUGGUUCUAAUGAGAGUAUGGCCAAUCUUGUCAAGUUGAACACAUUUGCUGAGCGCACGCCCGAAUUAACAGCUGAAUUAUUCGAACCACUUAUGGAGCGUGAACACCUCGAAGCGCAUGACUACUGUGCAUCAGCUUAUGUACGGCACUUGCGGCAGUUUGACAAUGUUUAUCGGAUCGACUUUUUAAAACUCCCUAUAAAGAGCAUAAAAAAAUCAAACCGCUUCAGAUGUCGUUUGUAG